AGACGGAGGCGGGGCUUGAGCGAUCAGCCGCAGCACACACAGAAUGAACUAGAAGAUGUUCAGUGCAGCGAGAUCUUUAUUAUAACUGCUCCUCGAAGACGUGUUUCUGUCGACAGGAUCUGGAAGCUGCUCACCGCCCAAACGCAGUCUUACAAAGAGGGAUGUGCUGGUCGUGGCCGCUGGUGUCUGUGCUGGUCUUCUGCUCGCUCCUGUCUGUGGGGACGGUGAGGACGGCACCCUGUCAGACCUGCCGCACACUCACGGAGCGCUUCAUCAAGGGUUUGGAGCGAACAGCCAAUAAGAAUUUCGGAGGAGGGAACACGGCUUGGGAAGAGGAGAAACUGGCAAAAUAUGCACGCAGUGAAACACGUCUGCUAGAGAUCGUAGAGGCUGCGUGUGACAAGUCUGACUUUGACUGCAACAGGCUGCUGGAGCAGAUCGAGGACCAGGUGGAGACGUGGUGGUUUCACAGACAGCAGGAAGCUCCAGACCUGUACCAAUGGCUGUGCAUUGAGGAGCUCAGACUGUGCUGCCCACCUGGACACUACGGGCCUGAAUGUGCAGCGUGUCCGUCAGGCUCUGGAGGGGUGUGUGGAGGUCUGGGCCGCUGUGAGGGCGAGGGCACACGUCUGGGAGAUGGAGAGUGUGUCUGUGACCCGGGAUACUCGGGCGUCCUGUGUCAGGAGUGUGCGGACGGAUACUACAGAGAGAAGAGCUCCAAUCACACACAGCCGCUCUGCUCAGCUUGCUAUCAUUCCUGUAAAAAGUGCACAGGACCACAAGACAGCAAGUGUCUGGACUGUAAGCCUGGGUGGAUCCUUCACAGCAGCAAGUGUGUGGAUGUGGAUGAAUGCGGCACUGAAUUGGCUCGAUGUCCGUCCAACACGUACUGCUUCAACACGGACGGCUCUUAUGAGUGCAGAGGCUGUGAUCAGGCGUGUGUGGGCUGUAUGGGAAGCGGACCUGCUCGCUGUAAGAAGUGUGCUCGAGGGUUCAGACUCACUGGAGCCAAGUGUCUAGACAUCGAUGAGUGUUCGGAGAGAGCCAUCGCGUGCCCAGGACUCAACGAAGCGUGUGUUAAUGAGGAGGGCUCGUUCCGCUGCGAGUGUGCCGAGGGCUUCAUUCGGCGGGACAGCAUCUGUGUGGAGAACCUGCCACCGACGGGGCCGGAGAAGGGCUUGUUUGAUGACAUGACGGAUGACGAAGUGCUCGUGCUCCAGCAGAUGUUCUUCGGCGUGGUCAUCUGUGCUCUCGCUACUCUAGCUGCCAAAGGAGACAUGGUCUUCACCGCCAUCUUCAUCGGAGGACUGGCGGCCAUGGCAGGAUACUGGCUGUCCGAGAAGGGUGACCGCGUGCUGGACGGCUUCCUUAAGGGACGCUGAUGGACGCCGAGCUCUGGGAGUGCUAUCGAUCAGGGACGUGUAGCACAGGCUCUGUGGAUGAUGAAGCUCAUUUAUAACACUGUUUCAACAGUUCAGCUGCUGCUGUAUCCAUGAGUCUCUGCACGGUUAGCACUGGAUGUGUGUGUCCAAACCCCGAGAGACGGACUGUAUGAGACUCAUUCAGGUAGAGCUACUGUACAUGCUGCCAUUCCCAACACAUUAUCAUCAUGUACACCCAUUUAUACAUGGAUCCUGUGCUCCUUUUUACAAUCCGUCCCAGUUCAUGCAACCAUUUAUUUGAAAGACUUUGAGUUUGAAAUGCUCCCAAAUGCAUGAAUGCAGUAUGGUCACAGAAGAUGUCCAGCGUGUUCGCUCUCAAACCAGGAUCUGUGUGUGUGUGUGUGAGAGAGAUCAAGUAAAAUGUCUUCAACAUCCAAAGCAAACCAGUUUUAACAGGGCUCACACACCUUUUGAUCAAUGAAUUUCCAUCAACACUGGAUAUGAUUUCUUUUCUUUUCUUUUUAGACCAGUUUGUGAGCUCGUUCAUAACCGUGGCUUUCAACACAACGCAAUAUCCACCGAGCACAACUAGGAACUGUGAGAUUUUACUAGUAUGUUUUCUUAGGACGUCACUGAGACCACAGUUUUAGAGCGCUCUGAUUUCCCCUGGCUGUGGAGCACUGUUUCAGAUCUGCAGAUUCAGCACUCGUGGUUUCACUGACACACAGCUUCAGUUUCAGCUUUAGUGCACUGAUCAGAUCAUAUCUGCAUGCUUUAGAUGAACAUGUGGAACUAUUUUAUCUUGUUUGUCAUAUUUAUUUUUGUCCAGUGUGAAUGUGAAUUACGUUUGGAGUUAUCACUUGUUGUAGGUUAGGGUGGAGGACGCUGAUCUAAUAAAAAAAACUAUCGACUUGA
Carassius gibelio (silver crucian carp) is the source of this 2297-nucleotide messenger RNA. It is a transcript of the gene creld1b, whose product is annotated as protein disulfide isomerase Creld1. The coding region runs from base 162 to 1382 and encodes 406 amino acids. The record is from RefSeq and is a predicted model, not a curated record. The transcript is spliced from 11 exons. Gene Ontology annotation, molecular function: calcium ion binding. Lineage: Eukaryota; Metazoa; Chordata; Actinopteri; Cypriniformes; Cyprinidae.